GGGGGCGUGGCCAGUGACAUGCUGCGCUGCAAGUGUCCUCUGCUCCCUCUGAGGCGGGGGGUCCUGGGGGGGGUCCCGGGGGGGUCCCCGGGCCCAGGGAGGCCUCCAGGCCGCCCUCCAGGCCGCCCCCUCCGCACCACCGCCCCGCUCAGCUUCGAUAUCUUCCGCGAGCUGGGACCGAGUCUGAGACGACUGGGUGAGACUCUGAAGGGUCAGCUGCCUCAUCUGGGAGGGGGGGGGUGGGGGCUGGACCCCCCCCGGGACCUCCCAGACCCACGCCCCCCCGAAGAAGUCGAUGUGGUGGUGGUGGGGGGCGGCGUGGUGGGCUGGUCGGUGGCGUACUGGCUGAAGGUGCUGGAGGGCUGGCAGCACGGCAUGCGGGUGCUGGUGGUGGAGCGGGACCCCACGUAUUCCCGAGCUUCCACGGUGCUGUCAGUGGGGGGGAUCCGGCAGCAGUUUUCCCUCCUGGAAAAUAUCCGCAUGUCCCGCUUCUCCGCCAGCUUCCUCCGUGACAUCAACGAGCACCUUGGGGUGCCAAACGAGCCCCCCGUUGACAUCCAGUUCCAGCCCUCGGGGUACCUCUUCCUUGCUGCCUCACAGGACGCUGCUGCGUUGGAGGACACCGUCCGGCUCCAGAGGGAGGAAGGCGUGCAGGUGGCCCUGCUGUCCCCCACCCAGCUGAAAGCAAAAUUCCCCUGGAUAGACACAGAGGACGUGGCCGUAGCAUCCUAUGGUCUGGAGGAUGAAGGCUGGUUCGACCCCUGGACCCUCCUUAGUGCUUUCCGGCGCAAAGCCACAUACCUGGGGGUUCAGAGCUGCAGCGGGGAGGUGCGAGGGUUCGUCAUCUCGAAUGAGAACAGGGUACCACUGGUGACAGCAACACCGACAGCACGUAUCAAAUACGUCCAUAUCCACAUGCCGGACAGCUUGGAGUACCAGCCAGUCUCCUGCGCCAUUGUGGUCAACGCCGCUGGCGCCUGGGCUGCGGAGCUGCUGGAGAUGGCCGGGCUACCGAGGGAGCUGCGUGGGUCCCCCCUGCCCAUCAAGCCCAGGAAGAGGUACGUGUACACCUGGCACUGCCCCAAUGGCCCCGGCUUCUCCUGCCCCUUCCUCAUCGACACGUCGGGGGCUUAUUUUCGUCGUGACGGAAUAGCUGGCAACUACCUGGGCGGCAUGAGCCCACCCGAGGAGGAAGAGCCGGAUCCGAGCGAUCUCUCGGUGGAUCAUGAUUUUUUCCAGGAGCAGAUCUGGCCACGGCUGGCUCGGCGGGUCCCGGCCUUCACAUCCCUCCGCGUGCAGGGGUCUUGGGCGGGCUACUACGACUACAAUACCUUCGACCAUAACGGGGUGCUGGGGCCGCACCCCAACUUGGAAAAUCUUUAUUUAGCUGCUGGCUUCAGCGGACACGGGCUGCAGCACGCCCCGGCCACCGGCCGAGCCGUGGCUGAGUUGGUGCUGAAGGGGGGGUACGAGACCCUGGACCUGCAGCGGCUGGGCUGCGGGAGGCUGCUGCGGGGGGAGCCGCUGCGGGAGCACGGGGUGGUCUGAUGGGGGGGGGGGCAC
Falco peregrinus (peregrine falcon) is the source of this 1563-nucleotide messenger RNA. It is a transcript of the gene FOXRED1, whose product is annotated as FAD dependent oxidoreductase domain containing 1. Gene Ontology annotation, cellular component: cytoplasm. Lineage: Eukaryota; Metazoa; Chordata; Aves; Falconiformes; Falconidae. The record is from RefSeq and is a predicted model, not a curated record. Gene Ontology annotation, molecular function: oxidoreductase activity.